Molecule: messenger RNA, 924 nt
Organism: Paramecium tetraurelia
Lineage: Eukaryota; Ciliophora; Oligohymenophorea; Peniculida; Parameciidae
Exons: 3
Source: RefSeq, a predicted model, not a curated record
AUGUAAAAUAAUAAUUGUUUGUUUUGCGAAAAAUAAAGAUUAGAAGGAGUCAUCCAUUACCCAACUCUUUUAUAAACAGCACUUUACUUAAAGUACAAUCCUCAAGAUGAAAUGACUAUUGAUGAUCUCAUCAAACAUUCCCAUAAGAAAUGGGUCAUAGAUUUUUAUGAGAAAUCACAAGAAAUACAAGACCAAGAGUUUCUCAAGAAAUACCAUGAUUGUCAUGAGAUCAUCUCCAAAUUAAUUGAUUUGACGGAUUAUUACAAAUAUAGAUUGGACACACCUAAUCUGUUUAUGCUUCCAUUAUUUAAAUUGAUCAAAAAUUACAAUAAAUUACGAAAAGAAUACCAUUACACUUAAAUCAAAUAUAAAUUAAAAAUAUUGUUACCCUAAAAUCGCAAUAAUGUUGAUAUUCAAUUUACGCAAUUGUUGCAAUUAACAAUGAGUAAACAAGAAGAAGAACAACCAUCUUUGAUUUCUCUCCUCAAUAAAUUGUAACCACAACAAACUAAAAUGCCUAAAUAAAUAAAAUCAUAUACUCAAUAAUCGAGUUUAUCGACAACUAAAUUAUUUCAAAAGCCCUUGAUUAAAUAGAGUGAAUAAUUAAGUAGAAAACUUAAAUCCAUUCUAAAUGGGGAUAUUCGUUAACAAAUACCACAAUAAAUGCCACAACAACAACAAAUGAAGAAGACAUAAUCAAAAUCUCAUUCGUCCAUUAAAUUUCAUACACUUCACAGUGUUAAUAACAAUUCAAAAAAACUGAGUAUGUAAACAAGUUAAUCAAACCUGUAAUCAAUCAAAACUUUGGGAUAAAGCAAAAUCGGAUCUCAGGCAGAUAUAAUUAGUAGCAUAUACUUACAGAAAAGCAACCCUAUUGUUAAAAAUAGAUAACAAAGAAAAUUAAUUUAAUUAUUUUAUAAAUGA